This is a messenger RNA of Ipomoea nil (Japanese morning glory), 762 nucleotides long. RefSeq names its product flagellar attachment zone protein 1-like. The transcript has a single exon. NCBI's taxonomy places the organism in Eukaryota, Viridiplantae, Streptophyta, Magnoliopsida, Solanales, Convolvulaceae. The record is from RefSeq and is a predicted model, not a curated record. The coding region runs from base 1 to 762 and encodes 253 amino acids.
AUGGAUUCCGAUCAUUAUGCCGUUUUAGGCUUACCCUCCGGCGAAGAAGGAGCCAGGAUUUCUGAUAAAGAGAUAGCUAAAGCCUACCGUCGUAAAGCUUUGGAGUUACAUCCAGACAAAAGACCUGACGAUCCAAAUGCAAAAAUAUACUUCCAAAAGCUGAAGGCCUCAUAUGAUAUUCUUAAGGAUGAGAAGGCUAGGAAACAGUAUGACGAUCUGCUCCUGGCGAGGGCCGCAGAAAUUUGCGCGAAGCAUAAGAGAAAACAGGAAGAGGAAUUAGCUUCCAUGUAUGCUAAAAGACAUGCCGUUGCUACUCUGCAUAUGCCUAUGCCGUGGACGAGUAUGAGAAGGGCUGCUGAGAGGCAAAAGAUGGCACAAGAUUUAAUGUUACAAAAUAUGUUACAGAAUUUGAGAAGGGCUGUUGAGUGGCAAAAUAUGGUACAGAAGCUUAUGAGGGCUGCUGAGUGGCAAAAUAUGGUAAACCAGCAGCAUAUGAGGGGGGCUGCCGAGUGCCAAAAUAUGGUAAACCAGCAGCAUAUGAGGGCUGCGGAGUGGCAAAAUAUGGUAAACCAACAACAUAUGAGGGCUGCGGAGUGGCAAAAUAUGGUAAACCAACAGCAUAUGAGGGCUGCGGAGUGGCAAAAUAUGGUAAACCAGCAACAUAUGAGGGCUGCCGAGUGGCAAAAUAUGGUAAACCAGCAGCAUAUGAGGGCUGCCGAGUGGCAAAACAUGGUACAACAGCAGCAUGUUUUCCAUAUAUGA